UCAGAAUGAUUAUCAUUGUGAAGGGAUAAAACCAUUUCAUUAGGGUACCGUGAGUCUUAUCAAUUAAUGUAGCUUGGGAAACUACCGUAUGUUUCAUAGUUCUUCGCAAUAACCUGGCAUUGAGAAAGGAAACCAUUUUCAAAGAGCCAUUCCUUCGACGCCGUCAAGGCUAGAGACAUCAUGAGUGUCAUCAGUGCCGGUUUAAUCAUGCUUCUACUAACCACUGUUACUGAAAGCCGUGUAUUCAACGUCGCUAUAAUACUGAACAUAAGUGACAUCAAACAAAAUAAUAUUUUGUCUGAGGCAACAAAAGUUAUUAACCAAACGCAGAAUGAAAUAGCUGGGAGUUCAUCGACAAUUCGUUUCACUGAGCAACACCUUCCUACGUUUCCUUCAACGCCAAAAAAUGUUUUGGAAUCGCAUCUUAAUUUUACCAGCAAUAUCACAGCUACCACCGAUUUGGUAAUUUUCAUGGAAAUAUCAAUAAACUCCCUAAUCCUCGCGGACAUCCUCAAAGAUUUAUACAUUCCAACGAUUGGAAUUCAACAUAGAGAAAUUGGAGUACUUUCAUCGGAAUCCCUUAAUCUCUUCACUCGAGUGCCAACACAGUCUUUGAUUCGCGACACUGCUUUCGUCAUCAAAGACAUCAUCAACAAAAUGGGGUGGCGCAGAAUCGGCCUGUUAACAACCGCYGACCAGGAAGGACUACAACUUGCAACAAUAUUCCAGAGUUUUUCAUUGGAUGAAAACUGGGAAACAUUAGAAAUCGCAUGGAUAAGUUUUGAUACAAAUUUAAAUAGACUCUUUCAAGAUAUCGUCGACUUUAAACCUGAUUUAUUGGUGAUCCACGGACAAGGGGGGAAAGUUGAAAUAUUCGAUGCAGCAAAGUUUUUCACUUGUCCAUUGCUCAUGACUAGUUCUGUUUUUGAUGGAAUUUUGACGGAAAAUACACCUUCUGGAGUUUUAAAGUUGAGCCUUCGAAAGGUAAUUCCUGAUGCUGAUCAUCAUUUUAACGUACAAAUGCUGUCAGAAAGUAUGGCUCUUGUUCAGAAUGCAUUUAGUGAUACAGUUCAGAAACUUUGUGAAAAUGAUAUCGAUCGCACAAACUGUGAAAAUGCGCUCAACAAACGUCUGGUAAGAGAGCAAGUAAGCAGCUACAUUUCCAACUAUUCCAAAGCUGGAUCUGUAUUUUUUAUUCCUGGUCCAAAGGAUUUACCAGCUCAAGUCUUCGACAUAUGGAAUUUGAGAACAGACUUACGAGGCCAUAAAUAUUGGUUGGAAAUUGGAAUGUGGACUCCGGCUGGCAUCGCUCUCGAUUCUUUCGUAAUCCAAAACGAAAAGAAGUUCACGCCAUCGUUACAUAAUCCAAGACCAACACUUCGUGUUCCUGUGGUUGGCGUUCCGACAUGGAUGGAAGUUGGUGAACCUUAUAAUAACAAACCAGAAGGAGAAUGCCUCAGUGGGAAACCUUGUUAUUCUUAUGAGAAAAUUGGGAACUCAAACGAAGUUACAAGGAUUAAACACUGUUGCGUAGGCGCAGUAAUCGAUCUUAUAAUUCUGCUCGAAAAUGAUCUUGAAUUCAAGUCAUAUAUUUAUUUUGCUCCUGAUAAAAAAUGGGGAAUUUACAACGAAACUUCAAAAAAUUGGAAUGGGUUGAUGGAGCAGUUGACGACUGGGAAAGGAGAUGUGACAGCUUUGCUUGGAAUAGAUAAAGCGAGGUAUCAAAGUGUUGGAUUCACUCAACCSUACAUGAAUCUGGGAAUGAAUAUCUUGGUGAGAAAAACGGACAUACCAUAUUUCUGGGCAAUGAAUUGGAAGUUUCUGGAACCUUUCAARAUUGAGUUAUGGCUUACAAUCACAUGCGUCAGUAAUAUCUUUCUUCUAGUAAUCUGGGGACUUGACAGACUGAGUCCUCAUGGUCAUCGACGAAGAAUCUCGUUGUUACAAGAGGAGGAUUCGCCAACAAAGGACAAUGGGUUUAGUUUACUCGAUUCCAUGAGUUAUGUCUGGGGCGUGGCGUUCAGCAAAGACAUCGGAGCAGAAAACACACCUCGAAGUCCCAGUGCACGUUUCGUCUCGAUCUUCUUUGGUUUUAUGGCGCUUAUUCUUGUCAAUACAUACUGUGCUAAUCURACUGCAGUCUUAAUGCAAGAUAAAUUUUCGUCGCCAAUCAAUGGGAUUCGAGAUAAGAAGCUUGUCGACCCUUUACUCUAUCCUCCAGACGGUUUCCAGCUUGGAGUAGUGCGUGGUUCUCUCGAGGAAUGGUACUUCAAGAAUCACAAAGAUACUCAGAUCCAGCUACUAUAUAAUGUCAACAUUAAAAUCAACCUCGUUGAUGAUUAUGAAGGCGGAUUUAGACAACUACAAGAUAGGAAACUCGAUGGUUUGGUUGGUGACGAGAUAUCCCUCCAAGCACAGGCAAACUUAGCCAACUGUGACUACAACCUCAUUGGAACAAAAUUUUACGAGUUCGGCGUUGGUUUCGCAUUCAAGAAGGACUCUCCCUGGCUACACAAAGCGACUCUGUCAGUCCUCAAGAACCAAGAGAACGGAACCAUUGAGCAUAUCAAAAAACUUCGCUUUCCUUCAAAACCUUGUGAGAAACUUUCUUUCCGGAGGUUUAACAUCGAUGACUUCAGUGGUCUUUUCAUUACCGUCCUGUUGGUGAUAAUGUUUGGGAUACUCGCUCUUGUUGCAGAGCUCUUUAUAAUCUUUAUCCUCAUAAAGUACUGGGAGUUUCUUGGAUGCUUUGGCAGGAAACUCAGGUAUUUUAUAUUUGGUGUCAAAGAGAGUGAUCGCCAUUUGAUCGAUAUUCAAUGGAUAUCGGCAUUUGGAAGAAGUUUUGGAAAAAGCUGGGAUGUCAACAUCAAAACGCCACAAGCAAGUCUUAACAAUGGCCACAUUAUGUACCAAAACGGAUUCUCUGCUAAGAACGGUAUCAAGAACGAUGGGUUUUUUAUUUCGGAUGACUUUAGUAACGGUUUAUUUAGUGCUACGAGAGCUUCAGGCAGGAGUUUAACUUCUCUACAUUCGUUUGAAAUGCGUGAAGAGACUACACAACGAAGCAGCCAUUCCUCAAGUCAAUAUAAUCGACAUAAGAAGAAUAAGAAUAAAAGCGUACGGAUAGCGGAAGCGAACGAUAUUCGACAAGCGAACACMGAUGGAAUGGUAUAUUCAAAUGGCACCGAAUUGUAAUAAUAAUAAUAAUAAUAAUAAUAAUAAUAAUAAUAAUAAUAAUAAUAAUAAUAAUAAUAAUAAUAAUAAAUUAUCGAUGCUGAAUAAUUUUUAAGACGUACAUCCAACUCGCUCAUAUUGUAUUCACCAAAAUGAAUUGCUCUGUACCAAUCAUAUUGCAUGUAAUAUAUAUCUCAGUUUCUCAGUUUCRUAACCAAUUAGAAGCGUUGUACAUAAAAUAAACCAUAUACGGCGAUACACAGGCAGCCCAAGGAAAGUUGUUUUUAUAGGAAAAAGCGAAAAUCUUAAGAAUAAAAGAUACAUAAACUCAACAAA
Molecule: messenger RNA, 3510 nt
Organism: Actinia tenebrosa (Australian red waratah sea anemone)
Lineage: Eukaryota; Metazoa; Cnidaria; Anthozoa; Actiniaria; Actiniidae
Product: glutamate receptor ionotropic, NMDA 1
Cellular component (GO): membrane
Molecular function (GO): ligand-gated monoatomic ion channel activity
Source: RefSeq, a predicted model, not a curated record